AUGCCAUCUUGGACGCUAACAGCUGUUAUGGCGGCAGAUGAAGGCGAAGAACAGCAGGCCUGGGCUACGCCAUCAGUCUCGCAUCGUCACGAUGAGUCGCCACCGUCGAGCCCAUCAUUUGCGCCGGUAGGGCGUCCGAUGGUCAGAAAGCGUUUCCGGGCCAAGCUUCCAGACCCGCUGCACCUGGACCUGCCAGGGGUGAACCGAUUCAGCACGCUGCGGAACUCAUACUCGAAAGCCGUGGCAUCGAGGAUAGACCGUUCCGACAACCUCAAGUUCAUCGAGCAGUUCCGGUACACGAUCGUCGCAUCGCAAUUGUUGAGUGGGCACUCGAUAGCUGGGCAGCAGAACUACCACAACCGGCCGAAGGACGCACCAGAGGCCACUUUGACCGGUGUCACUCCAACUUCGACAACAGGGCUGUUAGCGACGGCGGCCGCCGCGCUUGUUGUUGCAUGGAUGGUAAAAUGGGUCUAUUCGGGGGGAUAUUCGCACCUGACGAAGAAGCGCGUGGCGUUCUCGGCAGCCUUCAUGGUUGCGGUUGCUGUGGUCUCGCAGGCUUACUUCCGCCAGCAGUGGCUUCGGUAUCUGAGGGACCAGGCGCUAGACGAGGUGACCACUUUCGUCUCCAAGUCGCAAGAUUUUGACAGUGCCUGCAGUGCGGCACUGGCACUCAUCCAGGAAGUUGAGCUCGUUUCCCGUGGUUACAGGAUAAGUGCGCCUCUCCCUCCCAUUAGCCGCAUCGAGGACCGAUCCCAGACGCGCCGUUGCAGCAGGCUGCGAAAGGCGUUGAGGGGAGAAUUCUUAGAUAUCAUCGAGAGUUACAUGCAGGUAUCCUCGGCGAUCAAAGGGUUCGCCGAGCAGGUGGACCUGGAGAAAUACCAUGAUAUCUACGACAUCAGUGAUUUCGACAUCUCAGAUGCGAUGCAAGGCUUCUCCUACACAGAGUUCGACGAUCGCGAGUCUCUGCGGUCCUUGAAGAUCGCCGCCGCCCGCUUCCACAUCAUUCGCAAGCUUCUGCUGUGCUCCCUCCUUGCCUAUGAGGCAGCGGGCGACAACACCGACUUCUUGCGAUGGUCAACGGCGGUGGAGGGCCUGAGGACGCUCAAUGACGCUACAGCCCAGAGCUUCGAGAGAGUUCGCCAGAUCCUCGCGGAAGAGGAGACUUUCCCUGUCAUUCUCGAGACGAAACUGCCAUUAUCUCCCAACCGGGAGAAACGACGGUCGCAGUUCAUGAAACUGAACUCUUUAUCGAUGGGUAUUCGAGGCCUUCAAGCGAAAUUUGCGCUUUUGCGAGAGGAGUCGGAAAGGACUCUCAACGAGGCAGAGGACGUGUCGGAACUGGGACCCAACCUGAUGGCGCAGUACGAAUCCAUUGGACAAGACCUGAAGAUGCUCACACAAGCAUGGGAAGAGGGCAAAGCCGCCCUAGCGUCGGGCAUUGACCGGAACGAGAAGAGGCUGUCGUCCAUCAGCACUCUGCUUUCACCUGCAUCAUCAUUAAGCGGGCUCACGACUGUUGAGGAGGGAGGGGCGCUCGAGGCACUCCGAGCCUUGACUGGAGAGUCGCCCAGGAACUCGAGCUGUGGAAGCCAAAAGGGAGAUUCGGACGAAGCAGAAGUGUUCGAGGCAGUGUCUCUGCCGUCCCGUCCUCGCAGUCUCUUGACGAGGGAGGAGCGGAUCGCCAAAAUGAAGGAAGAUCGGGAGAGGAGAGAAUCUGCCAGGGAGAAGUCGGAGGCCAGCCGCGGGAUGCUCCGAGAACUCGAGACGGUCAUCAACCUGCGGCCGAAGCGCGCUACCAUGCCAGCACCAUCGCGCAACUCGUUAUGA
This is a messenger RNA of Parathielavia appendiculata, 1830 nucleotides long. RefSeq lists its product as uncharacterized. Gene Ontology annotation, cellular component: plasma membrane. Gene Ontology annotation, molecular function: myosin binding. NCBI's taxonomy places the organism in Eukaryota, Fungi, Ascomycota, Sordariomycetes, Sordariales, Chaetomiaceae. Bases 1 to 1830 code for a protein of 609 amino acids. Gene Ontology annotation, biological process: cell-cell adhesion. The record is from RefSeq and is a predicted model, not a curated record. The transcript is spliced from 4 exons.